AUGUCCGCUUACAAAGACCCAGUGUGCCCGGAACUCACCCUAGUGGAGGACACACCUUCUGCGAUCUUUGUUCCAUAUGUGCCGCGCUGGAAUCGUCACCUACCCGAUACAGAUCUCAACCCAAGUGAACACACCAUCAUCCUUGGCGCCUAUUUUUCUCAAUCCUGCAGCUGGAACAUGAUGGUGAAUCCCACCUGUUUCGUUCGCGAUUACAGUAAAGCAUUGUCGCAGGACGUCUGCGGGGAAGUAGCCCACUACUCCCCAAUGCUUCAUAACGCGAUUCUGGCUUUCGCAUUGGCGUUCUCGUCAAAUCCAGUGCACCAAUCUGUGGAGUUCCGCCGGCGGUUCGCCACUCAAGCGAAAAUUUACAUUGAUACUGAGUGUCAAGCCCCGACCCUGAGCACUGUUCAAGCGCUUGCGAUCCUCUCUUGUUACUAUAGCGGAGUUGCCGAAUUGGUCCUCAGCUUUACAUACCUAGGCACGGCUAUGCGAGUUUCCCAAGCUCUCAAUCUGGAAAAUGUGAAAGUGGGAAUUACGCCGAGUGAUAUUGAUUAUCAGCGCGCUUGCGUCUUCUGGAGCCUAUAUUCGAUGGAUAAAUGCUGCAGUUUGUAUGUUGGUCGACCCCAAACCCUCAUUCCUUCCUUCGAAGGCACAUAUCAACCUUCAGGCAUCCCCCCGAUUGACUAUGGUGUGGACUUUGGCAUGGAGUGCUUGCAACCCCCAGCAUCUCAUGUUUCAGGACCACCCAAUAUUGCAUUUAUUUGGCACAUCAAAAUGAUGCGUAUCAUUCAAGUUGCCAUGAAGCUGCUGUAUGGCAAAAACGGUGUUUGCAACUCUGUGAUUGAUAUUCGCCACAUUGAGUACAUAAGGUAUGAUGGCAUUCGCGUGGUUCCGAAUCACCCUGAUGUUGGCGGGCGGAAUAGUGGGCAGUUAGAGCGAUGGAAACGAGAUCUCCCCGGCUCUCUUCGCGUCGAUGACAAAGACCCCAAUCUUCUAGUCACUCCCGAAGUGACAAUGGUUAAUCUCAUGUGUGAAUGGAUCCACAUCCUUCUGUAUCAGCCAUUUUACCAAGAUCGCUCCAGCAUCCGUUACAUCACCAAUCCCACGCACCAGAUCGGUUUCUCUGAUCAGGAUUGCACCCGUGUCUCGCAACAUCGCGAUCGCGCAUAUAAGACCGCCACACCUGCCGCUGAGCGGAUUCUUUUUUUGUUGGAAAGAUUCGACUCUCAACAUGGUCUCGACAAGAUGGACAAUACCUCUGUCCAGAUAGCUUAUGUUGCAGGAAAAGUUCAUUAUUUGGGGAUUCUGGAUGGUACUUGCACUAUCUAUGGAACCAUCUCGCCCAAGGACGGCAUGAUGAAAGCCAUUCAACUCCUGAGGAGGAUGGGGACCAUUUGGAAAUCUGCUGUGGCGUCGGCGAACAGACUUGAGGAAUUGUUCACAGCUGCUUGUGGAAAUGCGUUGGGGGAAAACUCGGCAUCGUAG
Cantharellus anzutake is the source of this 1485-nucleotide messenger RNA. Its product is annotated as fungal-specific transcription factor domain-containing protein. Bases 1 to 1485 code for a protein of 494 amino acids. The record is from RefSeq and is a predicted model, not a curated record. NCBI's taxonomy places the organism in Eukaryota, Fungi, Basidiomycota, Agaricomycetes, Cantharellales, Hydnaceae. Gene Ontology annotation, molecular function: DNA binding; zinc ion binding. Gene Ontology annotation, biological process: DNA-templated transcription. The transcript has 5 exons.